Hippopotamus amphibius kiboko is the source of this 5152-nucleotide messenger RNA. It is a transcript of the gene POM121C, whose product is annotated as POM121 transmembrane nucleoporin C. The transcript is spliced from 13 exons. Gene Ontology annotation, molecular function: structural constituent of nuclear pore. Gene Ontology annotation, cellular component: nuclear pore. Bases 44 to 3703 code for a protein of 1219 amino acids. The record is from RefSeq and is a predicted model, not a curated record. NCBI's taxonomy places the organism in Eukaryota, Metazoa, Chordata, Mammalia, Artiodactyla, Hippopotamidae. Gene Ontology annotation, biological process: RNA export from nucleus; protein import into nucleus.
GCACGCUGGGAUAUUUAAGUCUUCUCCGCGGCGCGGAGCCGCGAUGUCUCCGGCGGCUGCGGCGGCUGGAGGAGGCGACCGACGGCGCCCGAUAGCCGGUGUCAGGGACGGCCGGGGCCGGGCCUGGAGCUGCGGCGGGACGGCCGGGGCGGCGCUUCUCGGCCUAUCGCUGCUCGGCCUUGUGUUGUACCUGGUGCCGGCGGCGGCUGCGCUGGCCUGGCUGGCUGUGGGGGCUACCGCGGCCUGGUGGGGACUAAGCCGCGAGCCCCGAGGUUCUCGCGCCUUCUCCUCUCUCGUUCGGAACGCGCGGCGCCAGCGAGCACUGCUCGCCUCGCCUCCGGCCAAGUCGGCCGUGAACGGAAAUCUCCUAGAGCCGCGGAGCCUGCUCGGAGGACCCGACCCCGCUGAACUGCUCCUCAUGGGCAGUUACCUGGGCAAGCCCGGCCCCCCGCAGCCUGCCCCUUCCCCAGAGACCAGGGACCUGCGGGAAAGGCCGGGCCGACGCCCACCCGCCCGCACCGCGCCGCCGGCCCAGUCGGCGCAUCCCCAUCGCGUUCAAGUUCACCCCUCCCUCCUCACUCCUCUUCUCCGACCCUCAAGGAGGCCUUCCCAUCGGGAUUGUGGGACUUUAUCACAUCGGUUUGUUAUAACACCUCGAAGAAGAUAUCCAAUUCAGCAGGCCCAAUAUUCCUUGCUGGGGGUACUUCCCACAGUAUGCUGGAAUGGUUAUCACAAGAAGACUGUGCUCUCUGCUCGGAAUUCCAAAAUGGUGUGCAGCCCAGUGACAGUGAGGAUUGCUCCUCCAGAUAGCAAAUUGACUCGUUCUCCAUUACCAGAGCAAAUUCUCAGCUCACCACUGUCCUCACCAUCUACCAGUGCCCCAGACCCAUGUGCAAAGGAGACUGUACUGAAUGCCCUCAAAGAGAGGAAGAAAAGGACAGUGGAGGAGGAAGACCAAAUAUUUGCUGAUGGCCAGGAAAAUAAAAGAAGACGCCAUGAUAGCAGUGGGAGUGGACAUUCAGCAUUUGAGCCCCUGGUGGCCAAUGGAGUCCCUGCUUCUUUUGUACCUAAGCCUGGGUCUCUGAAGAGAGGUCUCAAUUCCCAGAGCUCAGAUGAUCACUUAAAUAAGAGAUCCCGCACCUCUUCCGUGAGCUCCUUGACAAGCACGUACACAGGUGGCAUCCCUAGCUCCAGCCGUAAUGCCAUUACCAGUUCUUACAGUUCUACUCGAGGUCUCUCUCAGCUGUGGAAGAGGAGUGGUCCCAGUUCAUCUCCCUUCUCUAGCCCAGCUUCAUCCCGCUCCCAGACACCAGAGAGGCCAGCAAAGAAAACAAGAGAAGAGGAGCUAUCUCAUCACUCUAGUUCUUCAACUCCAUUGGUAACAGACAAGGAGUCCCAGGGAGAAAAGGUUGCAGAUACAACCACAUGGAAGAAACAGAACUCAUGGAAUUCUCCAUCAACACCUGGCAGCUCUGGGCAGCGUAAACGGAAGGUUCAGCUGCUGCCCUCCAGGCGAGGGGACCAGCUGACCUUGCCUCCACCUCCCCAGCUUGGUUAUUCAAUCACGGCUGAAGACUUAGACUUGGAAAAGAAAGCUUCAUUACAGUGGUUUAACAAAGUCUUGGAAGAGAAGACUGAUACCGCCUCGAACUCUGUCACUGAGAACCCACCUACCAGUCAGUCUUCUUUCACUUUUUCCCUGCCGGUUGCUGGGACUGCUUCAUCCCCAACCUCCCUCCCAGCCCCAAGCACUAACCCACUGUUGGAGAGCUUGAAGAAGAUACAGAAUUCCCUGGGCCUACCAUCCCUCCCCGAAUCUGCUGGCGUGGCAACCACUGUGGCCCAUUCGCCUCCAAAGACACCCAGUCCUCUGGCUCUUCUGGGCUCUUCACAGUCAGGACCCCUUCCAGGCACCUCCUCAGACUCCAGAUCCACCACCACUUUCUUGGGGCUGACCCCUGCUUCUUCCCCAGGACCAGUCACUGACACCACCAGGUCACCUCCAGCCCCUCAGGCUGAGACAUCUGCCAAAUCCCAAGCCCCAUCUGCCCCGUCUCCCAGCCCCCAGCAGAGUAUUCUGUUUGGAAUGCUGAGCACCCCGCCUGCUAACCCUCCGGCCUCUGCAGCCCCUGCUGUAUCUUCAGCAUCUCCCAUGUUCAAGCCCGUUUUUGUGGCCCCGCCUAAAAGUGAGAAUGAGGGCCCCUUGCCCUCUAGCCCUUCCAAGGUCACAGCUGCGGCAUCUUCCAGCUCAGCCCUCCCCACGACUACCAGCAGUCCACCCCUCGCUUUCAAGCCUGUCUUUAGCAACAUGGGGCCACCCGCAUCUGUGCCCAUGUUAACUCCCUUCUUCAAGCAAACAGCUACUCCAGCCACUACCACGAGCGCCCCUGUCUUCACCGGCCAGGCCAGUGCCACCUCUACAGUGGCUUCCAUGACCACAGCCAGCACCUCCACAGACUCUGCUCCGAAGCCCGCGUUCAGCUUUGGUGUGAGCAACGUGACCAGCACCCUGAGCAGUGUGACUAGCACCACUGCUUCCGCCUCCCAGCCUUUCCUCUUUGGGGCUCCCCCUGCUUCUGGUGCCGGCUUCACCCCAGCUGUGGGCUCCAUAUUCCAAUUUGGCAAGCCUCCCACCAUGCCUACUUCAACAGCAGUCACCACCUUUGGCCAGUCCCUUCCCAGUGCCGCUCAGACAGCCCCCAGCAGCAGCAGCAGCAGCAGCACUGCUGGCUUUAGUGGUUUUGGCAGCACCCUCAGCACCUCAGCCCCGGCCGCCACCACCAGCCAGCCCACGCUGACGUUCAGUAGCACCACCACCCCGGCGUUCAACAUUCCCUUUGGCUCGAACACCAAGCCGCCUCUCCCAUCCUACCCGGCAGCCAACCCCCAGCCCACCUUUGGGGCCACUGAUGGGCAGCAGCAGGGGGCUGCCAAGCCGGCCCUUGUCCCCAGCUUUGGCAGCUCUUUCACUUUUGGAAACUCUGCAUCCCCGGCCCCGACUGCAACUCCAGCGCCAGCUCCAGCCCAGCCAGCCUUUGGUGGCACCGCGCAGCCGGCUUUCGGUGGUCUGAAAGCCACAGCCUCUGCUUUUGGCACCCCUGCCAGCACCCAGCCAGCCUUUGGCAGCACCACAGCUGUUUUCUCCUUUGGUGCAGCCACCACCUCUGGCUUCGGGGCGACAACGCAGACCACCAGCAGUGGGACCAGUGGCUCAGUGUUUGGCAGCACGACGCCAUCGCCCUUCACAUUUGGGGGAUCCGCAGCCCCAGCCAGCAGCGGGGGCUUCGGGCUCGGUGUGGCCACCCCGGGCACCAGCUCUGCCUCUGGAGCAUUUGGCUUCGGAGCAGGACAGAGUGGGACCACUGGCAGUACAACCCCUUUUGGGGGAGGCUUGAGUCAAAACAGCGUGGGCGCGCCCGGCCAGAGCACACCCUUUGCCUUCAAUGUGGCCAGCACGCCGGAUAGCAAACCCACGUUUGGAGGCACCUCCACACCCGCCUUUGGUCAGAACACCCCUGCCCCUGGGGUGGGUGCAUCGGGCAGCAGCCUCUCCUUUGGGGCAACCUCAACACCCGCCCAAGGCUUUGUCGGAGUCGGACAUUUCGGAUCACCUGCCCCCUCCUUUUCCAUUGGUGCGGGAUCCAAGACCCCAGGGGCUCGACAACGACUGCAGGCCCGGAGGCAGCACCCCCGCAAGAAAUAGCCUUUGUCCCUCGCCCCCACUCCCCCGCCACCCAGCUACACACACACACACCCCCACCCACCCACGCCUGCCGCCCCUUGCCCCAAAUCUGGACCUCGGCACCUGCUGGGAAGAGCCUCUGACCCUUCUCGUUCCAUAUAGCAGACCUACCCCAGAGCUCUGGCUUCAGCCACCAGGGAGGUAGUGGAAGCCCCAGGGGCUGUUUCCUUUCUCUCCCAGGAAGCAGAAGCCUCAGGCCUCUCGAGGGAGGGGGAGGCAGGACGUGGCAGGGCAGAAGCCUAUUCCCUUACUUGAACAGUUCCACUGGUGAGGCUGGAGAGAACUAAAAAAACAUCUGUACAUAUCGUCCGCUUCCUUCCCUGACUCUCGUUUUCGUGUAUAAGCUUAGUCAGGCGGCCUCCCUCCCGCCUUUUCCCUGAGAGCCAUCUUUGCCGGAGGCGAACAGGUAGAGCCCUCACCCACCUGCAUCUCUGAUCUGUGUUUGAUGGGACUGGGGGAUGGAUCAUCCCUAAAACUUUACCUUGCUUGGCUUGGCUAUAAAAAGUGGUUCUCCCCACCGGUCCCAUUAGGGGACUCAGUUUCCCCACUUCUUGCUGCUUCUUCCCUCACUGGUUCCUUGCAGGAUCAAUUCCCUUUGAAAUGAUCCUGACUCUAGCUUUGCCUUGGAGACCCCAGUGGGUGCUGCCCCUGCUGUUCCACUUCCUCCUGCCAAGUCCAAGCCGAUGUUUCAUCCCCAACCCUCUCUGCCAGUUUGGCCUCUAAAAGCUUGGUGGCUCAAGACUGUUAGCCUGGCAGACCGAGGGGUGAUACCUCCCCCAGGAGAGGGAAGCUCUUGGAGCAGGCAGGACGCCCCUGCUGCUUUCAGCUGCCUCUUCGCCCACCGUCCCCAUUGGCCUCACCUGGGCUCGUCUGCCUCUCCGAGGUUGUAUGUUUAAAGCCUUGUCCUGUGUUAUUUCGUCUGAUGCUCAUGUCUGUUGCUCUUUGAAUCGAGUUUGGAGGAAGAAUUGAAUUGUAUGAGUGGCGGCAUGUUGGUAGUGCCGGACUUAACUGUUUCUCAAGUUUCUGGGGCCUCGCUAAUUGAAUGUGGAAAGUAGCACCACUUUACGGCUACAAGUGCUGAGUCUUGAAUUUUCAAAUGGUGUUUUGACUUUAAGGGCUGGCAGCCCAGGAGGAUGGGGCUGAGGGGAAGCAAAGGCCUCUUCCCUCUGCUGUUUCUUUCCCCCCUGUCUAACCUCACUGAGGGCUAGAUCACUUGUAGUAUAUACUGAAGUAAAUUAACAAACCGCAUUUUAAAAUUGUGUCUUGCUCCCUCCACCCCUUCCCUUCUUUGUUCCAAAACCAUGUACCCCAGGCCCGAGAGCCUUGCUGCCAUGCCCAUCCUCUUUGGGAGAAGUGUGAAUGCGUGUGUCUAAAUUAAAAGAAAAAAUAUUUAAACAUUUUUUAACAAAA